Molecule: messenger RNA, 1560 nt
Organism: Amyelois transitella
Lineage: Eukaryota; Metazoa; Arthropoda; Insecta; Lepidoptera; Pyralidae
Exons: 2
Coding region: 216-1478 (420 amino acids)
Molecular function (GO): transmembrane transporter activity
Source: RefSeq, a predicted model, not a curated record
CGUUACAGUAUUACAUAGUAUUUUGACAUACAUAGAUAUAAGCAAUAAAAAAAAAUAUUACAAUACUUCAUUGCACUUAAUUAUACAAUUUUUAUCUGUAUAAGGCCGUUUUCGUAUGGCGAAAAUUUUAACAAAUUAGCUACUAUGCCAAGUUUCUAAAUAUUGUCCUAUAUAUAGGUUAGUGAUUGUAAUUUGAAAUCAUAACAUUUGGCAUCAUGUUCCGUUUUAGUUUAUUUUUGUGUCUGCAAGUUCUUUUCGUUCAGAAUGUCUUCACCCUUUGUCCUUGCAUGGAAGGGCUUAUCGGAGUAGACAUAUCAGAACGUUUCCUCGGCAAGUCUAGCGUAAAUCCAUUGCUGGGUAACAUAGGAGCUGCUGAGGCGGUUUCUUUAGGAGCGGGCAUUGGAUCCGGUCUCAAUCUUGGAGGUCUGGGCGGUUUUGGAUCCUCCGCUGUUGCCGAAGUUGGACUAGGUGGACUCGGCGCUGGUUUUGGCCCAAAUAUUGGUCGUGGUGGUGGCAUAGCUGCAACUGAGGUGGUCAGCAGCUUCGCUGGUGGUUUGGGAUCGAAUAUUGGUGGGUAUGGGCCUGGAUUCGGUGGUUUUGGCCCAAAUGUUGGCGUUGGAGGAGUAGCAGCUGCCGAAGUUGUAAAUAGUUUUGGAUCUAACGCUGGUUUCGGACCUUAUGGCCCUGGUUUUGGUGGACCUGGAUUUGGUGGAUCUUACGCUGGUGCUGAGUUGGCUGGAUUAGGAGGCUUUGGUCCAGGGUUCGGCGCUGGAGGUUUUGCGGGGGCUGAAUUGGCCGGGUUCGGUGGCUUUGGUGGUCCAGGAUUUGGUGCUGGAGCUUUUGCUGGAGCUGAGUUGGCAGGAUAUGGUGGCUUUGGAGGUCCAGGGUUUGGUGCUGGAAACCUUGCUGGUGGCCUUGUUGGAGCAGAACUAUUAGGAGGAUUAGGUGGUGGAAUAAACCCACUUGCAGCUCUUGCUUUAGGUGGAUUAGGAGGAGCAGGAUUUGGAGGUCUAGCUGGUGCUGAGUUGGGUGGUGGAUUCGGACCUGGGUUAUCGGAACUGGCAGCUUUGAGUAUUGGUAGUAGUUUAGGUGGUUCCGGAAUCGGUGGGGCUUUAUUAGGGGCUACGCUGGCUGGUGGGCUAGGAAACCUUGGACCAGCAGAGCUUGCAGCACUUAGUCUUAGUGGAGGUUUUGGUCCUGGCUUUGGAGGUCCAGGUUUUGGAGGUCCAGGUUUUGGAGGUCCAGGUUUUGGUGGACCAGGUUUUGGAGGUCCAGGUUUUGGAGGUCCAGGUUUUGGAGGACCAGGAUUUGGAGGUCCUGGUUUCGGUCCCGGCCCUUAUUUCCCAGGGCCUGAAGGUUUCGGACCGGGAUAUCCCGGUUUUGGCCCCGGUUUCGGACCAGGCUUUGGUCCUGGUUUUGGUCCCGGUUUUGGUCCCGGUUUCGGUGGACCAGGUUACUUUGGACCAGGAGUUUUUUAAAAUACCUAAAUAGAUAGACAUUUUAUUGUGAUUUUGAAUUGUAUUUCCUAUCUGGUCAUGUUAACAUUUAUGGAUUUAUUAA